Molecule: messenger RNA, 270 nt
Organism: Funneliformis caledonium
Lineage: Eukaryota; Fungi; Glomeromycota; Glomeromycetes; Glomerales; Glomeraceae
Source: the annotation of a GenBank genome assembly
GAAAGUGAAAAUCUGGAUGCUUGCAGAAUUGAUGUAUAUUUUGAAGAAAUUCUUGAUUUGAUAAUUAUGAGAUUCUACUUCAAUCUCAAUUGGUUAUCUUAUGCUGAAGUUACAAGUUUUUUAAAGAUAGGAGAGAUCGAUUUUGAUAAUAAACGAUUUCUAAUUUUGCAGGGAGUUGAAUUUUUAUCACAAAUGAAACCCAAAGUACCAAAUAAGCAUGAAGAUAGACAUAAGAAUAUAUUGAAGAUAUUAUCGAAACUUCUAAUAUAA